AUGGUGUGGUGUAUCUCUGUGUUUCAGGGGCAGCCCAACACGCAGAGAGCGAACCGCAGCCCCAUCCUCCUGGCCAGUGAGGAAAGCACGGCGCUGACUUCAGGUAGUCCUGCUGAGCUGCUUCAAAGAACCUGCCACCAAGGGCGUGAAAGGAGCAAGCGAAGAAGGAGGAUGGCAGAAAUGGAGCUGACCAAGACGUGCCUGCUCAUGAAUGGCAGUUGCGUGGGAAGUCAGGAAAGCCAAGCUGACUGCACGUGGGUUCUUCCCAACUUGCCCAGUAAGUGCACCUGGACAGCUGCAACGCCGGCCACCAAGUCUCCACACUCCUGUAUGCCCUUGCCAGAAGAAACAAAGAUCUUGCCCAACAUCCUGAAGAAAAUUGGCUGCACCCCAAUGGUCCGAGUCAACAAGAUUGGGAAGUCCUAUGGGCUUAAGUGUGAGCUCUUGGCAAAAUGUGAGUACUUCAACGCAGGGGGCAGUGUGAAGGACCGCAUCAGCCUGCGGAUGGUGGAAGAUGCAGAGAGAGCUGGGAUUAUAAAACCAGGAGACACACUGAUUGAACCCACUUCAGGAAACACAGGGAUCGGGCUGGCACUGGUAGCUGCAGUGAAAGGUUACCGCUGCAUCAUUGUCUUGCCGGAGAAAAUGAGCAUGGAGAAGGUCGAUAUCCUGAAGGCGCUGGGUGUUGAAAUUGUGAGGACCCCGUGCACCCGCUUUGAUGCCCCGGAGUCUAACAUUCGUGUUGCCUGGAAGCUGAAAAGUGAAAUCCCAAACUCUCAUAUCCUGGACCAGUACCGAAAUCCAAGCAACCCUCUGGCUCAUUAUGACACCACAGCGGAGGAGAUCCUGGAGCAGUGCGAAGGCAAGGUCCACAUGGUGGUGAUUGGGUCUGGCACCGGAGGCACUGUCACUGGCGUCGCCAGGAAGCUGAAGGAGAAGUGCCCAGAGUGCAAGAUCAUUGGUGUAGAUCCCGAAGGCUCCAUCGUCGCUUUGCCCAGUGAGAUGAACAGGACAAACACCACAACUAUUGAAGUAGAGGGUAUUGGGCAUGACUUUAUCCCUACUGUCCUUGACAGAUCAGUGGUUGAUCAGUGGUAUAAAUGCAACGACAGAGACUCGUUCCUCAUGUCUCGCAGGCUGAUUAGAGAGGAGGGAUUAUUGUGCGGUGGCAGCUCGGGCAGUGCCAUGUCCGUCGCUGUGCGGGCUGCCAAGGACCUGAAGGAAGGCCAGCGCUGUGUUGUCAUCCUGCCCGAUUCCGUCAGGAACUACAUGUCCAAAUUUUUGAAUGAUAAGUGGAUGAUAAAACACGGUUUCCUAAAUGACGUCCAGGAGCACAAGCCUUGGUGGUGGAACAUCAAGGUGCAGAAACUGAAUCUCUCAGCCCCUCUCAUUCUUCUCCCAGAAGUCAGCUGUCAGAAGGCAAUUGAGAUCCUCCAGGAGAAGGGAUAUGACCAAGCUCCUGUUGUUGCUGAAUCAGGACUUAUUUUGGGAAUGGUGACCCUCAGCAACACCCUCACCUCAGUGCUGGCUGGAAACGCACAGUUCUCGGACCCUGUUACAAAGGUCAUCUACGACCAGUUCUCAAAGAUUGGCCUGGAGGACAGCCUCGGGAAGCUUUCCUGCAUCCUGGAGAACGACCAUUUUGCUAUCGUUGUACACGAGCAAAUGCAGUUCAAUGGAAAUGGCAGCUCCUUCAUGAAGCAGAUGGUGUUUGGUGUGGUCACAGCAAUGGACCUCCUCACCUUCGUCAGCAGGAGCGACAAGAAGUAGCGCAGUAGCUUGGCUGCACCCACCUUCGCUCCUCCGGCAGGGCCAGAGCUGCUCCCCCCGGCCCCAGCCGAGGGGCUCUGAUCCAGCUGAUAGUUUCUCAAAAAUGACUAGGUGAAAAUUGUAAUGUAAUAGCCACUUGUCCUCUAAAUGCCACCCAGAGUACCACUAAAGA
This is a messenger RNA of Chroicocephalus ridibundus (black-headed gull), 1942 nucleotides long. Its product is annotated as cystathionine beta-synthase-like. Gene Ontology annotation, molecular function: cystathionine beta-synthase activity. Lineage: Eukaryota; Metazoa; Chordata; Aves; Charadriiformes; Laridae. Gene Ontology annotation, cellular component: cytoplasm. The record is from RefSeq and is a predicted model, not a curated record.